Molecule: messenger RNA, 1474 nt
Organism: Sarcophilus harrisii (Tasmanian devil)
Lineage: Eukaryota; Metazoa; Chordata; Mammalia; Dasyuromorphia; Dasyuridae
Gene: ARL14EPL
Product: ADP ribosylation factor like GTPase 14 effector protein like
Exons: 6
Coding region: 175-711 (178 amino acids)
Source: RefSeq, a predicted model, not a curated record
CAGAGGGGGCAUGCGUCUUGCCCUUGAAGCCUCGCCCUCUGAAGCCCCUUCCAGCUCUCUGAUCUGGAGGGUGUAGUUGGUGUGGCUCGUUAGGGCUGUGGGACUCUGUACAUAUUGCAGCCUUUUUCUCUUCUACAUACAGAUUAUUUUGAAUCAGACUUAAAGUGUUCAGAAAUGAGUGAACCAUCUGAACUUGAUAAAGAAAAAAACAAUUCCACUCAAGAACAUGCAGACUCAAGUUUUCCUGAGAGAGAAUGUCAAAUUGGACAGAAGCAACUGCAACAAAUAGAGAGACAAUUAAAAUCCUUAGCAUUUCAAAACCCAGGACCUCAGGUUGCAGACUUCAAUCCUGAAACCAGAGAGCAGAAAAAGAAGGCCCACAUGUCAAAGAUGAAUGAGUAUUUUUCUGUGAACAAUAGUACCCCAUUUAUCCGGAGGUCAGGCUUACGGAAUCCUCAACCAUCUGGAAUACAGCCAAGAAGCAGGAAAGUGAUGAAGAAAUAUGACAGGAAUGGCCGGCUGAUUUGUAACGAUGUAGACUUAUGUGACUGUCUGGAGAAGAACUGUCUAGGUUGCUUCUAUCCAUGUCCCAAGUGUAACUCAAACAAAUGUGGACCAGAGUGCCGCUGUAAUAGAAAAUGGGUUUAUGAUGACAUUGUAACUGAGUCUGGUGAUAUUAUUAGCACAUUGCCAUUUUUUGUUCCUGACUAAGGACUUUACAAGAAGAUUUGUGCUCUUUUAUACAGUAACUAAGCACAGAAUGGGCAGUUAUUGCCAAUACUUUUUUCAUCUUGUCUUUUCAAAAUGUUUGGUAUGAAAACAAUUAAUUUCAUUGUGAUGAACAACCAAAGAAGUACCUCUCUUUAGAUGUGCUAAUUCAGAUUUCUUUUAGUUACAAUUUUCUAAACUUUAGGAUGUUCCAAAUGCCAGCAAGGUAAUAUUUUCUUAAGCAUAAUGGAAUGGAAUAAUUUAGUUUCUUUCUCCUUUUUCUAUAGUUUAAUUUGAUCCAAUUCUGGAUUGUCUUAAGAGUUUAAAUUUUGCAUAUUAUUUGGACUAUUUUUCCAUAAACAGAAUUUUUUCUUUUAUUCAUAUAGACUAAGAAGUAGUUUAAUUUCUAAUGCCAACAGUGCAAUUGUUACUUGGCAACUGCUGAUUGAAAGUGAAAACAAGAAAGAAAAACAAGAAAACUUGAGUUACUUUUAAAAGCAUGCUGUUUUAUGUGUUUCAAGCUAUAUAGUAGGUUAAUAGUUUCUUGUAAGACAUAGUAUGUAAGUACUUGACUAAAAAACUUAAGACUUUUUUUUCUCCCAUGUUGCAGAUAUUGUGGGAAUAAUUUUUGUAUUUUAGAUAGUACUAUUUAACGUAAGUUCUGAAUUAUAGUAAAGUUAAGGUUAUAAAAAACAGGAGUAGUGUGAUUGGAGAGAAAUUAUUAAAGUUGUAGUACUUAAACUAAAUAAAUUAUACUUACAUUGUA